AUGACUAUUAGUACUACCGAGAAGCCUUCCGUGGAAAAACGUGACUCGGACUUAUUUCACGAGUACAGCAACACCGCCGACCGUAAAGUUGACUCUACCCGGAACAUCAAUGCCAAGCUCGCUAAUCCUCUUGCUGGACUAUCCCAUGAACAGUUAAUCCAGGAUGCAAAGGACUUCGCGGCACGUUAUGGUUUGGAUGAUCUAUCGCUCGAGUUACAGAAGGGUGCUCUCAUCGCGCAGGACACUACUCUCUUCGAGACUCUGCCCCUGCUAGAUGAGGACGAUAAGAUCGCUCUUAGGCGGGAACUCACUCAUCGGUGGGACCAGCCAAAGAUGUUGUAUUAUCUGGUCAUUCUGUGCUCUGUCGCCGCAGCCGUACAAGGCAUGGAUGAAACUGUCAUCAACGGCGCUCAACUUUUCUUUCCGAAGCAAUUUGGCAUCGAUCCCAAUACCACGGACGGUAAUGCCAGUAAGAACCAAUGGCUCGUUGGCCUGGUCAACUCUGCACCUUAUUUAUGCUGUGCCGUCCUGGGUUGUUGGUUAACCCAUCCGCUAAACCAAUGGUUUGGACGUCGGGGAACUAUCUUCAUAACGGCACUAUUUUCGUUCCUCACUUGCAUAUGGCAAGGCGUCACCAACUCCUGGGAACAUCUUUUCGUUGCUAGAUUCAUCCUUGGCAUCGGCAUUGGUCCUAAGAGUGCAACAGUUCCUGUAUAUGCAGCGGAGUGCACGCCUCCACCCAUUCGUGGUGCCCUCGUAAUGAUGUGGCAAACUUGGACAGCCUUCGGUAUCAUGCUCGGUUUUGUUGCUGACCUGGCUUUUUAUAGAGUCCCCGACAAGCCAAAUAUCACGGGUCUCAACUGGCGUCUUAUGUUAAGUAGCGCUGGUAUUCCCGCUCUCUGCAUUGUGCUUCAAGUGUUUCUGUGUCCCGAAUCUCCUCGAUGGUAUAUGAUGAAAGGUCGCUACAGGGACGCGUACAACUCCCUCUCAAGAUUGCGUCAUAAACCUAUCCAGGCCGCCAGAGAUUUGUACUAUAUUCACGUUCAGCUCGAAACUGAGAAGCAGAUUACUCGAGAUCGGAACAAACUGUGGGAGCUAUUUACCGUCCCACGGAAUCGUCGUGCUACACUUGCAUCUGGUAUCGUCAUGUUCAUGCAACAAUUCUGCGGUAUCAAUGUCAUCGCAUACUAUUCAUCCAAUAUUUUUUCGGAGGCCAACUUCAGCGAGAUUCAAGCACUGUUGGCAUCGUGGGGCUUUGGCAUGGUCAACUGGUUGUUUGCUUUCCCGGCCGUAUGGACCAUCGACACUUUCGGUCGCCGCAACUUACUCCUUACGACUUUCCCGUUGAUGACUGUCUUCUUGCUUCUGACCGGCUUUGCAUUCUGGAUUCCUGAAGAGAACGAACAUGCAAGGAUCGGUGUCAUCGCUCUGGGCAUCUACCUGUUUACGAUGGCGUACUCUCCUGGAGAGGGUCCGGUGCCAUUUACGUAUUCCGCUGAGGCAUUUUCUCUAUACAUCCGUGACUUGGGAAUGUCGUAUGCUACUGCAACGCUUUGGUUCUUCAACUUUGUUGUCUCCAUUACAUUCCCUCGGCUUCUUGGGGCGUUUAAGCCUCAAGGCGCUUUCGGUUGGUAUGCCGCAUGGAACGUCUUUGGGUUCUUUGCUAUAUUAUUAUUCCUCCCCGAGACGAAGGCGCUUUCCUUGGAAGAGCUGGACCAAGUUUUCAGCGUUCCGACGCAUGUACACGCUGCGUACCAGAUUAAAGCCCUUCCACACAACAUCAAGAAGUAUAUCUUUAGAAUGAACGUGCCAGACCUUCCACCGUUGUAUGAUCAUGAACAAGGAACUCAUAAAACGUACGCGCCUGGAGGGGCGGGCCAUGCAUGA
Molecule: messenger RNA, 1887 nt
Organism: Guyanagaster necrorhizus
Lineage: Eukaryota; Fungi; Basidiomycota; Agaricomycetes; Agaricales; Physalacriaceae
Exons: 15
Coding region: 1-1887 (628 amino acids)
Biological process (GO): transmembrane transport
Cellular component (GO): membrane
Molecular function (GO): transmembrane transporter activity
Source: RefSeq, a predicted model, not a curated record